AAGGGAGUUAGGGGCGUCUCAGUUGCCAUGGAGACCAGAAGCCCUAAAGGGCGGAGGUCCGCCGACUCCGCGAUCCACGAGUACGUGGAGACAACGUGGGCGCCAACCUUGAGUCCAGCGGGGUCCAGCAGCCCCAGCAAGCCCACCCGGAAGUCCUGCCGCGCCUACUCCGAGGGCUUCCACUAUAGCUUCGCGGCCAGGCCCCGUCGCCUCACGCCGCUCACGCUCGCCCCGCACCCGGAGCCGCAGCUGCUUCGCCUGCGCCCCUCCUCGCUGCGCACCCAAGAAAUUUCGCACUUGCUCACCGGCGUUUUCCGCAACUUGUACUCGGCCGAGGUGAUCGGCGAGGACGUGAGCACAAACCUGAUCAAGUCCCGCGGCAGCGAGAAUGCUCGCCACGAGGAGUUCGUGGACGAACUACGGCAGAUUCGGGAGCUCUAUAAGCAGCGGCUGGAUGAGGUUGAGAUGUUGGAGAGACAUAUCAUUCAGGCCCGGGCACGGUCCCUUGCGGAGAAGGAGCGGGCCAUGACCCAGGCCAAAGUGCAGGUCCUUGAGGACCUCGUCAAGUUGCCUCCAGUGAAGACUGUCUUCAGAUGGUGUAUAGACAGCCAGUUGCUACAGAAACAUCAUUUGAUCUGCCCAGAAGAUUACUACAGCGACACAGUGCCAUUUUGCUCUGCACCUAAAGCCAUCUUCCUCCCUGGAUGUUCAAAACUGACAUUUAGUUGUGAGAAGCGUUCUGUCCCAAAGAAAGAGCUGAACAAGAAGCUUGAAGUUUCAUGUAAGCAGCAGCUUGUUAAGUUUGAAGAUGAGUUAGACCACACUGUGGACAGCCUGUCAUGGGACUCAACUCCUAAAGUCAAACAAAGGGCCAGAGAAACUGUCAAGAAGACAAGUCUGGCAAAAAAUAAAAAUUGGAUGAACCACUUACGUGUGCCACAGAGACAACUAGAGCGACUUCUGCUUGCCAGAAUGGAGAGUCGGAACCAGUUCCUAAAAAACCCUCGGUUUUUCCCUCCUAACACUCCAUAUGGAGGGAAGUCUCUUGUUUUUCCUCCAAAGAAGCCAGCACAGAGAGGAGAAUUCCAGAGUGUAGAGCCAGAAGAGAGUUGUACUGAAGCUCCAGUGUUUCUAGCUAAGCCAUCAAUUGGAUUUUUCACAGAUUAUGAAAUUGGAUCAGUUUAUGAGAUGGUAAUCGCGCUGCAGAACACCACCUCGACCAGCCGCUACCUGCGAGUCCUCCCACCUUCCACCCCACACUUCAGUCUGGGGUUGGGGAUGUUUCCAGGAAAAGGUGGAAUGGUGGCUCCUGGAAUGACCUGCCAGUACAUUGUCCAGUUUGUUCCUGACUGCCUUGGGGAUUUCGAUGAUUUUAUUUUAGUGGAGACCCAGUCAGCCCACACGCUCCUGAUCCCCCUGCAGGCCCGGAGGCCACCACCAGUGCUGACAUUGUCACCAGUAUUGGACUGUGGUUACUGCCUCAUUGGGGGAGUAAAGCUGACCAGAUUCGUCUGCAAAAAUGUGGGCUUCAGUGUUGGCAAGUUCUGCAUUAUGCCCAAAAAGAGCUGGCCGCCACCAAGUAUCAGGGCCGUUGCAACUUUUGGCUUUGUUGAGCAACUUCCGUUUGGAAUCCUGCCUUCAGUGUUUGAGCUGGCCCCAGGGUAUGCCACAUUAGUGGAGGUCUUGUUCUACCCAAGGAGCCUAGGGAAGGCAGAGCAGACCUUCAUCAUCGUGUGCGACAACUGCCAGACACAGGAGCUGGUGAUCGUAGGAACCGGGCAGCUGGUUGCGCUGGAUCUGAUCUAUAUUUCUGGUGAAAAAAGUCAGCCGGAACCUGGAGAGCUCACAGACUUAACAGCCCAGCAUUUCAUACGGUUUGAGCCUGAAAACCUUCUGUCCACAGCUAGAAAACAGCUGAUUAUUAGAAACACUACGCACGUGGAGCUGGCCUUCCACUGGCAGAUCGUGAAGCCCAACCUGCAGCCCCUAAUGCCUGGAGAAACCUACAGCAUGGACAGCAUCAAAUACCACCCAGACAGGGAGACUGCCUUCUCCAUCGUGCCCAAAAAGGGUGUUCUCAGCCCCCACACGGACCACGAGUUCAUCCUGAGCUUUUCUCCUCAUGAGCUGAGAGAUUUUCACAGUGUGCUCCAGAUGGUACUAGAAGACGUCCCAGAACCCGUAAGCUCAGAAACGGAGAGCCUGGAGGAUUCUGCAUACUGUGUGGAUGACGUGAUUGUCCUGGAAAUUGAAGUGAAAGGCUCAGUAGAGCCCUUCCAGGUUGUCUUAGAACCAUAUGCCCUCAUCAUCCCAGGGGAGAACUACAUUGGCAUAAAUGUGAAGAAAGAUUUUAAGAUGCGGAACAACAGCAAGUCGCCCAUCAGAUACAUGUGGGGGAAGAUCAGCGACUGCCACAUCAUUGAAGUAGAACCCUGCACAGGGGUCAUAGAGCCCAGUGAAGUCGGGGAUUUUGAGCUAAACUUUACCGGGGGUGUCCCUGGCCCAACAAGCCAUGACCUGCUGUGUGAAAUCAAAGACUCGCCCUCGCCGGUGGUGCUGCACAUCGAGGCGGCCUUUAAGGGGCCUGUCCUGUUCAUCAACGUCCCAGCGCUUCAGUUUGGUCUCCUCCGCCUGGGGCAGAAAGCCACCAUCUCCGUGGAGAUCCACAACAUCAGCCAGCUCCCAGGCAGGUGGCACAUGAAGGAGAGCCCCGUCUGCCUGGAAGAAAGGCUUGAGGAUGUGUCUCCCUUCGACAUUGAGCCUUCCAGUGGCCAACUUCACCCUCUGAGGGAGUGCAGAGUGGACGUCACCCUGGAGGCUUUGCACUGCCAGCGCCUGCAGAGCGUCCUGGAGCUGCAGGUGGAAAACGGGGCCUGGAGCUACCUUCCUGUGUAUGCUGAAGUACAGAAGCCCCACGUGUACCUGCAGAGCAGCCAGGUGGAAGUCAGCAACCUCUACCUGGGUGUACCCAGAAAGGCAGCCGUCACACUCAUCAAUGGCACGCUCCUGCCCACCCGGUUCCUCUGGGGCAAGCUCCUGGGGCACCAAGCAAACUUCUGCACAGUGACAGUGUCUCCCAGACGUGGCCUGCUGGGCCCCAGUAAGGAGUGCCAGAUCAAGUUGGAGUUGACUACUCAUACCCAGGAAGAGCUGACCGAUCUAGCCCUCCUUUGUCAUGUGUCAGGAAUGAAGAAGCCACUGGUCCUAGGCAUUUCUGGGAAGCCCAAGGGACUGCAAGUGGCCAUCACCAUCUCUAUGGAUGGCUCUGACAGCAGCACACAGCAGUGGCCAGGUCACCUGAAUGAGCUCUGCCUGGACUUCGGCUCGACAGUGCCACUGAGGACCCGUGUGAAUUGCCAGCUCAUUCUCACCAACUGCUCCCCAAUACAGACCCCCUUCACCCUCAAGUUUGAGUACUUCGGCAGCCCCCCAAACAGCCUGAGCAAAAAGAGCAGCCUCCCUGACAUGCCUCCUGCCCUGCUAAAGACGGUGCGGAUCCGAGAGCACUUGGCCAGGCGAGAGCGGCUGGAUUUUAUGGAAAGUAUGUUGUCUCACGGAAAAGGAGCUGCCUUCUUUCCCCAUGUUUCCGAGGGCACGCUGGGGGCCUACCAGCAGCUGAGUAUUGACAUCACAGCGUGUGCAAACAUGUGGGGCGAGUACUGGGACAGCCUCAUCUGCACGGUGGGAGACCUGCCACCGGCAGUCAUCCCGGUGCAUAUGGCUGUGGUGGGCUGCCCCAUCAGCUCCCUGAGGACCACCUACUACACCACUAACCAGUUCCAGAAGGAGCCUGUCAUCAGGUUUGGCACUCAGGUCUCUGGAGGAGACACAGUUACCCGAACCCUUCGCCUGAAUAACUCCAGCCCGUGUGACAUCCGCCUGGACUGGGAGACCUAUGCUCCGGAAGACAAGGAAGACCGGCUGGUGGAGCUGCUGGUGUUUUACGGGCCACCCUUCCCAUUGCGGGACCAAGCUGGGCAUGAGCUCCUAUGCCCUGAGACCCCUGGGGGCAGCUUCUCCCUCUGGUCCCCAAGCCCCUCCAAUGCGUCAGCAUCCAGCCUCGAAGCUGCCCCAUCGGUUGAGGGUGGCUCCAGCGCCAGUGGCAGGGCGGCAGAGAAGUUCAUCUCAGUCAUCCUGCAGGAGCACGAGGGCGUGCCCUCCGACCACCUGUACUGUGUCAGCCCCAAGCAGGUGGUGGUCCCUGCUGGGGGCAGUAGCAUCAUCUACGUCUCCUUCUCGCCCAUGGUGCUCAGCCCCCAUAUCCUGCACAAGGUGGAGUGUACUGCCUACGCCCUGGGUUUCAUGAGCUUGGACGACAAGGUGGAAAGGGAGAUUCCAGGGAAGAGGCGUCGCCUGCAGGACUUUGCUGUGGGACCCCUGAGACUGGACCUGCAUGGCUACGUGAGGCUGGCACAGUUAAGUGUGGAGCUGGACUGUGACAGCGGCAUGGAGUUCCGGUGCCAGGCCAGUGACCUCAUCCCCGAGCAGCCCUGCUCUGGGGUGCUGAGUGAGCUGGUGACCACCCGCCAGGUGAAGCUGACCAACACUACAGAAACCCCACACUACUUCCAGCUCCUGGUCUCCAGGCCCUUCUUUGUGUCUCAAGAUGGGGCCAGCCGGAGCCAAAGAGCUCCUGGCCCUGGCCGGAAGCUGGCGUGUGAGGAGGAGACGGCCUCGUCCGGCAAGCAGCUGGUGCUCCGCCCUCAGGAGAACAUGCUGGUGAACGUGUCCUUCUCGCUCUCCCUGGAGCUGCUCUCCUAUCAGAAGCUCCCAGCCGACCGGAUGCUGCCCGGGGUGGACAUUCGGCAGAGCGCCAGUGGCGAGAAGGAGAUGGAGUUUGCUCAGGAUCUGCUCCUGGAGUACACCAACCAGACCACGCAGGUGGUGCCCCUGCGGGCCAUUGUGGCCGUGCCCGAGCUGCAGCUCUCCACCAGCUGGGUGGACUUCGGGACCUGCUUUGUGAACCAGGAGCGAGUCCGGGAAGUCUCCCUGAUGAACCUGAGUGGCUGCCGGAGCUACUGGACCGUGCUGAUGGGCCAGCAGGAGCCAGCCAAAGAUGUUGUGGCCUUCAGGGUCUCCCCAAACAGUGGGCUGCUGGAAGCACGACCCACCAAUGCACCCCCAAACUCCAUCACCCUGCAGGUUUACUUCACUGCCAGGAGCAGUGAGCUGUACGAGUCCACGCUGGUGGUGGAAGGCGUGCUCGGUGAGGCGGCCUGCACCCUGCGGCUCCGGGGCCAAGGCUCUUACGAUGAGAGAUACAUGUUGCCUCACCAGCUCUGAGGCUCUGCCCACCCCUCAGCCCCAGCCCCCAGCUGUGGAAUCAAUGUGGCCUCGGGCUGAGGAGCAGGUCUGCUGGGCAGAACAUACACUGGGACCUCUAAGCAGCUCCUGGAAUGGAGGAGCCCCCUUCCAUGACCUGGUCUCAGCAUAGGCCCUGCCAGUAUCCUCAGAGCUAAUGUAAACGAUAGGUGGAGACCUUAGCAGUUAAGAAUCAACACUCAGAUUGAGCACAAAGACCGGCAUGGCAAAAACUGGCCCGUAGGUUAACACACAUUUACUGUGUCUAUUACAGUCCCCAUCCGUGAAUCUCCCUUCCCCCAGGAAUUACACGAUGACCUUGUGGCCUGGGUGACCCUGGCUGACUUUGGCCCAGCUAGAGGGGGCCUGACAGGGGGUGAUCCCCCCACCCCACCCACUCCUAUACUAUGUCAUCAGUGUUCGUGUUUUCCAGA
Lemur catta (Ring-tailed lemur) is the source of this 5735-nucleotide messenger RNA. RefSeq names its product DLEC1 cilia and flagella associated protein (gene DLEC1). Bases 28 to 5283 code for a protein of 1751 amino acids. Gene Ontology annotation, biological process: negative regulation of cell population proliferation. The record is from RefSeq and is a predicted model, not a curated record. NCBI's taxonomy places the organism in Eukaryota, Metazoa, Chordata, Mammalia, Primates, Lemuridae. The transcript has 37 exons.